AUGGAUCUGAAUCUGAUGGCCAUAUUCCAUUUUUCUCCUCUGUACAUCACCCUCAUUUUGUUUACAAUUUGCAAAGGCAUAUCGGGAGCUACAUUUACAAUCAUAAACAAGUGCGACUACACUGUAUGGCCCGGAAUUCUAUCCAAUGCCGGCAGUAGCAGAUUAGACAGCACCGGCCUCCAACUCCAACCCGGCGCCUCCCGUUCAUUUCAAUCCCCACCCAACUGGUCAGGCCGAUUCUGGGCUCGAACCGGUUGCAACUUCGACCCCACCACCGGUCAGGGCACCUGCACCACCGGCGACUGUGGUUCCAACCAAGUCGAGUGCAAUGGCGCCGGCGCUAACCCACCAGCCACUCUCGCCGAGUUCACGAUCGGCGGCUCCGACAACCAGGAUUUCUACGACGUCAGCUUAGUGGACGGCUACAACUUACCCAUGAUGGUGGAGCCGAGCGGCGGGUCGGGUAGUUGUUUGUCGACCGGGUGCGCAACCGACUUGAACCAGCGGUGCCCGGCUGAGUUACGGGUCGGGGACGGCGCGGCGUGUAAGAGUGCGUGUGAGGCUUUUGGGAGCCCGGAGUAUUGUUGCAACGGCGCGUUUGGUACCCCCGACACUUGUAAGCCGUCGGUUUAUUCGGAGAUGUUUAAAUCCGCGUGUCCUAGAUCGUAUAGCUACGCGUAUGACGAUGCCAGCAGUACAUUUACUUGUACUGGAGCUGAUUACGCCAUAACAUUCUGCCCUUCCACAACAAGUCAAAAAUCUGCCAGUACGUCUCCAACAACAGGUAAUGGGUCGGGGCAGACAACAACCACAACAAAUAACGGGUCUGGAGGUGGGAGUGGGACGACAGGGGAGGUCCCUGCGGUGGUGCAGGGAAACAGUAACAGUCCUCCUCCAUGGACUGGAGACUCAACGAAGACCCUUUCUUCUUCUGCUCUUUACACUUCAUUGGUUGCUUCCUCUGCCACUUUAUUUCUCUUUCUUUCUCUAUCGUUGCUUCAUUCUUAG
Prunus armeniaca (apricot) is the source of this 1008-nucleotide messenger RNA. The record is from the annotation of a GenBank genome assembly. NCBI's taxonomy places the organism in Eukaryota, Viridiplantae, Streptophyta, Magnoliopsida, Rosales, Rosaceae.